UGUCUGUAAUCUGAAUUCUGAUGGAAAAUUGCGGAGCGCGGCUUGAGGACAAUACGGUUGACUUAUGUCGAUUAUAAGUGUACAUUAAAAUAAAUAUAAAAAUAAAAUUUAAAUGUUUUAUAUAAUAUUAUCUAAAUAUGACUCAUUAUUACACAACAACUUGUAAAGUGUGUUGAGGCUGGCAGUGUUUGUGAGGUUAUAUUUGUUUUCUAGGAUUUAUAAACGUGUUUGUAAUUAAAAAUGGAUUCAGGACCAGCUCAAGAAGUAACUGAGCUAUUACGGCAAUGGGAGGAACAACACACGACUCCUACGUAUGACCCAAUACCAACAUUAACAAGAAUAGCAGAAAUAAUAGAAGCGGAGACAGAGAAUUUCAUGAAGAAGGAUCCGGACCCGUUCGACGAGAGACACCCGUCGCGGACGGACCCUGAGUGCGCCUUGGGACACGCGCUCAAAGUUAUGUUUAAGAAGGACAAUUUUAUGACUAAGCUCGUCAACGACUACGUACGAGACACGUACUAUUCCCGUCAGAAUAUAACAGGUCGAGAUGUUCAUAAACUGAAUGUAGCGGCUUGCAGAUUGACGCUCGGUUUGAUGCCCGGCCUCGAGAUGAGUGUUGUGUUUCAGGAUAACGAAGCGCUAAUCCAUCGUCUAGUGAACUGGGCGACGAAUUCACCGGAGCCGCUACAAUGCUACGCGACGGGUUUGCUCGCUGCGGCCAUGGAGGUGCAGGAGAUUGCUACUAAUUUUAGAGAUCUGAAUGCAAUGCUCGUACCGCUCAUGUUAAAGAGACUCCACGAGUUAAGAAACAAAACGCAAGAUGAAAAGCCAAACCACGUGACGCCGCCGAAUCAAACGAGGCAUUUUGCGCGUUUCGAUAAAAGGAGGAAUCACGAUUAUAAGAGUAACGGUCCUGUUAAUGAAAAGACAGAUCACGCGAAAGACGAUGGGGGAGGGGGGGACAUGGAUAUCGACGUCACACCACACACUCCCGUCAAAGAUCCCGAAACGCCCGUCAAGAGUUAUAAUAAUGUAGUAUGGUCGCCGCCCGGCAGCGCUUGCAGACCACAAAUACAUGAAACGUCAUCAAAUUCUAGUUGGGUCGAAAUGGAGACAUAUGUUAUUGGAAACAUACAAAUACAUCCACCUACAGACGCAACAAAACAAAUGCUCAUAUUGAGGUAUUUAACACCAAUGGGAGAAUAUCAAGAGUUUCUAUCGCACGUGUUCGAGAAAGAUGCACUAGGACUGAUCUUAGGCUAUCUAAAUGUGAGGGAGUCCAAAGAUUCAAGAUUGGCGUUCGAAGCGUUGAAGUAUUUAGCGGCUCUGCUGUGUCAUAAGAAGUUCUCGAUAGAUUUUAUUAAUAUGGGCGGUUUGCAGAAAUUCCUUGAAGUACCAAGACCAUCGGUGGCCGCUACGGGCGUGUCCAUAUGUCUCUACUAUUUGGCAUAUUGUGAAGAUGCUAUGGAAAGAGUGUGUCUAUUGCCAAGGAGGACGUUGGGUGAUUUAGUGCGAUACGCACUAUGGCUGCUAGAGUGCUCUCACGAUUCUGGCCGGUGUCACGCGACCAUGUUCUUUGGCCUGUCGUUCCAAUUUAGAGUUAUUUUGGAGGAGUUUGACAAUCAGGACGGUCUCCGAAAACUGUACAACGUGAUAUCCACCUUGCCGAUCCUCGGGUCUGAUGAUGAGGAGCUCCGGGUGUCUGAUGAUGAGACGUGUGCUGCGAGACAGAUUGUGAGGCACGUGUGUGUCGCUUUACGGAGGUACUUCGAAGCGCACUUAAGGAUAAGAGCGGCGCAAGUUGCGAGACAGCAAGGUGAUACUGUGCCCGAACCGCCGCCUUAUAAGGCGUCAAAAUCGUCCCCCGAAGAGAUCCAAGAGCAGAUCGAGCUCGUGCAGCACGCGGCGUGUGCUCGCUGGCCGCCCGCAGACGAGCUGCUCGCGCUCGGCGGAGUUACGCUGCUGCUGCAGGUCGUGGGCUACGCGUAUGACUGGAACUUCAACGGCCGAGCCGAGACGGUCCGCUCGGCGCUGGACGUGGUGGCUAUAUGCUGCGUGGCGCCGCGCGUGCAGCUGCUGCUCACCGAGCGGCUCGACAUGCGCGACACCGAGCUCACCACCGGCGUGCACAUCGUGCUCGGUGCAGCGGACGGUGAUAUAGUGGUGGAACCGGAAGUGCAAAAGGCGGCAUUAAACGUGCUGGUCAACUGUGUGUGCGCACCUUUACACCGGUCCGGAGUAUCGACGGCUCGGUUUUCACUUACCGGGUCAACAAAGAAGAAAGCGGCGGUCAAAUCGUACGAGGACGUGAUACAAAAAGUUUGGGAGAGCGUGCGAACAAAUAAUGGAAUAAUGGUGUUACUAUCGCUAAUGAUGGUCAAAUCGCCGAUAACAGACGCGGACCGUAUACGAGGGCUCGCCUGUAGAGCGCUAGCCGGUCUAGCGCGAUGUCCGACCGUUCGGCAGAUCAUAUCCAAGCUGCCGCUGUUCACAACUUCGCAGAUACAGGUGUUAAUGCGCGAUCCGAUACUACAAGAGAAGCGACAAGAGCACGUGAUGUUCCAAAAGUACGCGCUUGAGUUACUGGAGCGUGUCUCCGGCAAGAGCAAACACAAGGGCGCCGAGUUUGAGACGUCGCUCGCUAAUAUACACCGGGCGAACGUGGUAGCGCAAACGCGUAUCAACUACAACGAGCGGCAAUUACUCCAACUGGUUGCCCGCCAUCUUGCGGCGCGGGGCUUACACGAGAGUGCGGCAACUUUGCAAAGGGAAGCGGCGUUGCCUCCCCCCGGCCCCCCGCCCGCCCCCACACACCCGCACCCCCCGCCUGUGUACGCGCCCGCUACACCUGCCAGGCCCCGUCUGUCCGUGUCGCGUACGAGUAGCGCAAGUCUACUGAGAGAGAGUAUGGACUUGAACCAUUCUACACACGAGGAGAAUAGUCCAUUACCGCCUGUUAUUAAAUUAAGAAAGGUCCAAACGACCCCGCACCCGCCGACCCCCACGGCGGAGAAGCGCUCCCUGCAGAAGCAGUUCAGCGCGGGGGCUGACCGACCCCCGUCACCCCCGAGGGUCACGCUGCACUCCAUCAUCACGGAGUACCUGUACAACCAGCACGCGCUCUGCAAGAACCCCGUGGUCACCUGCCCCCAGUUCAACUUGUUCGAACCACACGCGUGUCCAUCCCCACGUUCCGGUGGCUUACUAUCUCCCACGGAACCUAGAAACGUAUGCGCUCGAGUAGUGCGUCGAGAACUCGGCGGUGCGUCGUCAAGGCGACAGCACGCAGCGCUCGCACACGCGCACUUCGCCGCGGCGCGCACGCUGCGCCUGCAGGACGACGACGCGUACUUCACGCACACCAUGUUCCACCCGACACAACAACAAUUGCUAGCGGCGACGUCAUCAGGCGAUAUAAGAAUAUUCAACUUGUUCAGCGGUGUCGAAGAGAAUUCGUAUCAAGUGCACGAAUCUUACAUAUAUCAUAUGCAGGCAAGCAGAGACGGGUUAUUACUACUAGCUUCUUCGUCAACGACGUGGCGGACGCUAUCAGCGUUGUGGAAUAUGAAGGAGUUUGAACAAUUAUUCCAACUAGACAAUGAAGAAUAUGUGGAAUUCUCCAAAAUGUCGGAUGAUCGGAUAAUCGGCACUAAGGGUGAAACGGCGACCAUCUUUGAUACACGCACCGGAAGGGAGCUACUCACUUUGAGUCCGUCUAUAAGUAAUCAGUAUGCUAAGAACCGGGCGUGUUUCAAUCCUACCGAUGAAUUGGUUUUAUCAGACGGCGUCCUCUGGGAUGUGAAUACAGGCAAAGAAAUACACAAGUUCGACAAAUUGAACCAAACGCACAGCGGCGUGUUUCAUCCUAAUGGAUUAGAGGUCAUAUCAAAUACGGAAGUGUGGGAUUUGAGAACGUUCCACUUAUUACGAACUGUACCAGCUUUGGACAAAUCUGAAGUAAUAUUCAACCCGGCAUGCACAGCGCUAUACGCAGUGUGUUCAGAUCAAGACUCGGAGGAUAGGAGUCAAUUCGACACUAGUUUUAAGACGUUGGACGCGUACGACUACUCUAGUAUAGCGACCAUAGACGUGAAACGCAACAUAUACUCGCUGAGUGUAUCCCGGUACGGCACUCAAAUAUCCGUCGUCGAGAAUUUGGGUGACUUCGAGCAAGUACAGGAGUCCUGUGUCAAGAUAUACGAUGUUGGCAGGAAGAGGGAUCACGAUGAUGACGCGGAGGAAGAUGAUGAAGAGGAGCUAGCCGGAGGAUCGGAGAACGACGACGGAUCGGACUCCGGGUCCGACAAUGAUGACGAUUUAGCGUCAAGCCUUUUGCGCAAUGCUGUAAUGGGGCUCGCGGGCGGGGACAGCUCCGGGGACAGCUCGCGGGACGAGCCGCACAGACCCGGGAGACGACGGCGGCGCAGGCAAGCGGAUAACCACAGCAGUGAUAGUGACGGCGAUAUUGACCUCGGCGAUAUUAUUGAGUUCGAACUGGAGUAGACCAAUAAAUGUGUUUAUACUAACAUGUCUUUUAUUUUAUUUAUACCAUGUAGUGGCAAUAAAGUUUUAUAAAGUU
This is a messenger RNA of Colias croceus (clouded yellow), 4579 nucleotides long. RefSeq names its product DDB1- and CUL4-associated factor 1 (gene mahj). Bases 241 to 4503 code for a protein of 1420 amino acids. Lineage: Eukaryota; Metazoa; Arthropoda; Insecta; Lepidoptera; Pieridae. The record is from RefSeq and is a predicted model, not a curated record. Gene Ontology annotation, biological process: protein ubiquitination. Gene Ontology annotation, molecular function: protein binding. Gene Ontology annotation, cellular component: nucleus; Cul4-RING E3 ubiquitin ligase complex. The transcript is spliced from 34 exons.